AUGUACUUGGUGGAGAGCAGGGAUGGAGCCAUACUGUGUAUGCUGUUGCCCCUUUUCUUCUUGGGGACACGGCCCACUACUAUUACUCUUUUAGAAAGGAGAGGUCGUCUUCCUCAGCACACUUACCUUGACUACACAAUCACCAAUAUAUUGGCCGCUGUACUCAUUGCUCUCACUUUUGGUGAGAUUGGCAAGAGCACCCCUGAUAAACCAAAUUUCAUUGAUCAGCUUUAUCAGGAUAACUGGCUCUCCGUUCUGUUUGCAAUGGUGAGUGGUGUUGUACUUAGCAUUGGGAAUUUGUCCACGCAAUAUGCUUUGGCUUUGGUUGGUUUAUCAGUUGCAGAAGUGGUAUCAGCAAGCAUAACUGUUGUCAUAGGCACAAAUGUGAAUUACUUCUUGGAUGAUGGGAUCAAUAGAGCUCAGAUUCUUUUCCCAGGAGUUGGUUGCUUUUUUAUUGCAGUUUGUCUUGGUUUAGCUGUGCAUUCAUCUAACAUUUCGGAUGAUGAAGCCAAGCUCAACAAUUUGUCAGAUGAAGGCAAAGAUGGAGCCAUAUUAAUUAACAUUUCCUCCGGAAAAGAAAUAAGUGGAGUUAAGUCGAAGGAUAUAGAGAGUGGAGGGGCAGGUUCAGUAGACACGGCAAAAGCAGGAAGGGCAGCUUUUCUUGUAGAGCUUGAGAAGCAAAGAGCUAUAAAGGCAGGUUUUUGGGAGGAGUACUUUCGUUGGAUUGGCCAUAACGAUCUUUCUUACGAUGAUCCUAGUUCAUUCUAUCGUGAUGGACUUCGGGUUAAAGUGGCCCUUCCAUGUUGUGUCUUGUCCUUCUUCAAUGGGCAUGCAGAGCUUGCUUGCCAAUAUUGUGGAGGGUUUGGGCAGCUCCAAGGACACUGUUCGAAGCAGA
Messenger RNA from Neltuma alba, 895 nucleotides. Its product is annotated as probable ureide permease A3. The annotation marks the transcript as partial. Gene Ontology annotation, biological process: nitrogen compound transport. The record is from RefSeq and is a predicted model, not a curated record. The transcript has 7 exons. Gene Ontology annotation, cellular component: membrane. NCBI's taxonomy places the organism in Eukaryota, Viridiplantae, Streptophyta, Magnoliopsida, Fabales, Fabaceae. Gene Ontology annotation, molecular function: uracil:monoatomic cation symporter activity; allantoin:proton symporter activity.